Messenger RNA from Miscanthus lutarioriparius, 1614 nucleotides. The record is from the annotation of a GenBank genome assembly. Lineage: Eukaryota; Viridiplantae; Streptophyta; Magnoliopsida; Poales; Poaceae.
AUGGCGUCGCUGCUGCGCCUCCCCUCGCUGCUCUCCCCGUCCAAGCCCCUGCUUCGGCGCCGGCUGCCGGCGGCGAGGCUCGCGGCCUCCGCCGCGUCCAGGGGCCAGGCCUCGGCGGCCGCGGGCGCGGCGGCGCCGGCGGCCGCGGAGACCCGCGGCGGGGACAGGGAGGGGCAGGUCACGCCGCGGUCCGCGGACUUCAACGCCUGGUACACGGACGUGAUCGCCGCCGCCGAGCUCGCGGACUACGGGCCCGUGCGGGGGACCAUGGUCAUCCGCCCCUACGGAUACGCCAUCUGGGAGGCUAUCCAGGAUUAUUUGAAUGUCAAAUUCAAGGAAACAGGGCACAACAACAUGUACUUCCCUCAGUUCAUUCCAUACUCAUUUAUAGAGAAGGAAGCUAGUCAUGUUGAAGGGUUUAGCCCGGAGCUUGCGUUGGUCACCAUUGGAGGAGGAAAAGAACUAGAGGAAAAGCUUGUGGUAAGACCAACAAGUGAGACCAUUGUAAACCACAUGUUCACCAAAUGGAUUCAUAGCUAUCGUGAUCUUCCUCUCAUGAUUAACCAGUGGGCUAAUGUGACAAGAUGGGAAAUGCGGACUAAACCAUUCAUCCGAACUCUUGAAUUUUUAUGGCAAGAAGGUCAUACAGCCCAUGCCACCCUUGAGGAGGCAGAGAAAGAGGCGAUGCAGAUGAUUGAUGUAUAUACCAAGUUUGCCUAUGAGCAUGCUGCAAUACCAGUUAUUCCAGGUAGAAAAUCAAGAGUAGAAACAUUUGCUGGUGCCAAUCGGACUUACACUAUAGAAGCUAUGAUGGGUGACAAGAAGGCCUUACAAGCUGGAACUAGUCACAACCUCGGCCAAAACUUUUCACGAGCUUUUGGAACACAGUUUAUGGAUGAAAAUGGUCAAAUCGAACACGUCUGGCAGACCUCUUGGGCUAUUAGUACUCGGUUUGUUGGUGGGAUUAUCAUGACCCACGGUGAUGAUGCCGGUCUAAUGCUUCCGCCAAGGAUUGCACCCAUUCAGGUUAUAAUAGUACCUAUAUGGAAAAAGGGUGAUGAGAAGGCUUCUGUUCUGGAAGCUGUAGAUUCAGUUCAAAAAAUACUCAAAGAAGCAGGAAUCAGAGUUAAAGUGGAUGACUCAGAGCUGCGGACUCCUGGGUGGAAGUUCAACCAUUAUGAGAUGAAAGGGGUUCCUGUAAGAAUAGAGAUUGGUCCGCGUGAUGUCACAAAUAAGAGUGUUGUGGUUUCUAGGCGUGAUGUCCCAGCAAAGCAAGGAAAGGAGUUUGGAGUGUCUAUGGAGCCAUCAAUAUUGGUGAACCAUAUAAAGGGUCGUCUAGAUGACAUACAAGGAUCCCUUUUACAGAAGGCCAUCACAUUCCGUGAUAGUAACAUUGUUGACGUAAGCUCAUAUGGAGAGCUGAAGGAAGCUAUUUCUGAAGGAAAGUGGGCUAGAGGUCCUUGGUCAGCUAGCGAUGCUGACGAGCUGAAAGUGAAAGAAGAGACCAGUGCCACCAUCAGAUGCUUCCCUUUCGAGCAGCCUGAGGGCACCAAGAAAUGCUUCAUGACUGGCAACCCGGCAGAGGAAGUCGCAAUUUUCGCAAAGUCAUACUAG